Molecule: messenger RNA, 1671 nt
Organism: Prorocentrum cordatum
Lineage: Eukaryota; Dinophyceae; Prorocentrales; Prorocentraceae
Source: the annotation of a GenBank genome assembly
GAGGUCGAGCUAGUCGCGCGGGCUGCUGAGCCCCUCGCGAGAUGGCUCACGCUGAAGGUCCCCCUCGAGGUGGACCACUUCGGCGACAUGCUGUGGGAGGCCUAUCACGGGGCCGUCAUUGGCACGGGCUGCGCCGAGAAGCUGAAGAACUUGCCAGACGACCUGGAGGCCUGGAACGACAUGGCGAUGAACCUGCGGGCGCAGGUGAUCGGCGAGGACCCCCAGGGACGCGCGCCAGCCUACUACGAUCGACUCGUGGGAUGGGCGGGCGUCCUGGCCGUAGCGGCCAUGGCGGUGGUCCUAGGCGCCGAGACGGGACGGAGUAGAUUCCUUGGCUACCUGAUGGCGGCGAGCUGCACGACGGCCAUGGCGUGGGGCAGCUGGCGCAGUGCCCGCACCCGUUGGCACAUGUGGUGCCGCAGGCGGGCGUUCUGCGCCGCCGAGGACCAGGCCGUGAAGCGCGGCGACCUGUUCGGGAGCAACGGCGGGACCAAGCCCACCAGGACGACGGCCCUCGCCGAGAGCCCGGAGACUAAGGCCCUCGCCGAGCUGCGGGCGGAGAACGAGAAGCUGCGGGAGGGCGUGCCGGCGGUCGCGGGACAGGCCGCGCCUGGGCCGCCCCCGCUGGCCCCACCUCUCCCCCCGCCGCUGCCGCCGCCCGAGGCACCGCCGCCUGCGGCGGCACCUGGGUUGGCGCCGCCGCCCGCGGUCAGUGGGACGGUGGAGACGUUCCGCGACUUCGUGGAGAACCGAACGCCCGAGGGCUAUCAGCCCAAGGUGAAGACCCAGGCCGCUCGAGUGCAGGAGGCCCUGAUGUCGGCGAUGGCGCAGCAGUCCAUCAACCCGUACUGGGCAUGGUCGUUCUGGCAGUGGGUGGCGCAGGCUCACAAGGCUGAGCCUUUCGAGCAGGAGGUCAUGCGAUUGCUGAUGUCCCACGGCUACUUGCGCCCCGCCACCAGAUCGCGGCCACGCGAGUCCCUCAAAAGCGAGCUGGAGCUGGUCGCGUUGCACGCCAAACCCGCCCACGGCAUGGGCGCGCUGGGCGGAGACGGCUUACUUACGCUAGGCGAGUUCGGCCUCACCCAGGACCAGGAGCUCGCCAGGUGGAACGUGAGCCUGCCGCCCGACCUGAAGCGGGCCGCCCCCGAUAUCUACCGGUCCAUGCGAAGCGCGGGGGCCGCGUCGGCACGCGACUGGUUUGCACAAGAGUGCACAGGCAGAAAGAGCGCACAGCUGUGGACGGACUUAUGGAACGCUGCCACGUCCAUCGAUUUUGCCACGGCCCGAGUCAAGUCACAGGUCGAGCUGCUCAAUCUGCUGGCCAGCGACGACGGGCUAGAGAUGAACCUCAGGAGGAUCGCGAGGUACGUACACGACACACGGACGGGCGACAACUCGGGCGGCAAGAAAAUGCUUGCCAUCCCCCCUCCUGGGGCCGGGGUCCACCUGGCUCCGACGUGGCUCGUCACGGGGGACGUGGAGCUGGACGUGGCGGCGGAGGAGGUGCCGGACGGGGACCAGGACGAGGAGGAACUGGUGGAGGACACGACGGAGCAGCUGACGGAGGUGGCGGCGCAGGAGCAGCCCGUGGCGAAGCGCGAGGAGGCGGGCGCGGCCGCCCCCAGGGCUAACGACGCGCCGGGGGCCACGGGAGCCUCGCGAGCCCUGAGG